Achroia grisella is the source of this 418-nucleotide messenger RNA. It is a transcript of the gene CPG19, whose product is annotated as keratin-associated protein 19-2-like. The transcript has a single exon. The annotation marks the transcript as partial. Lineage: Eukaryota; Metazoa; Arthropoda; Insecta; Lepidoptera; Pyralidae. The record is from RefSeq and is a predicted model, not a curated record.
AUAAUAUUCUCUUUUUUUCAGUUAACUGUGUGCUUCAUAAUUUAUAGCAGUCUAGUACUUGCCACAGCGUUACCCCUUGAAGAGAAAAAACAACUUGACAGCGAUGCUCUCGAAACUCUAGAACCUUCUGAACAUCAUUGGCCGGGUUAUGGUGGCUAUAGAUAUGGUGGAUUCGGCGGCAUCGGCAUCGGAUUUGGCGGUUUUGGCGGUUAUGGCGGUUAUGGCGGAUAUGGCGGAUAUGGUCGCGGAUUCGGUUACGGAGGUGGAUACGGCGGUUACGGUGGUGGAUGGGGUGGCGGAUACGGUUACGGAUAUGGUGGUUACAGAAGACGUUAUUGGGGUUGAAUCAAUGAUUUAUAAUAAGUUCGCUUAGUUAUAAGUAUGAAUAGUUAUGUUAAUAAACCUUUAAAAUAAUUAA